AAGCUAGCGCACUUCAGGGAGAUCACGGAGAUCUUUGAGACACGGACGCAGGCAGCGAGAGCAUCAGCAUCAAACACAGACCCGCUAUACGGGGCUCGGCAGCCUCCCUCCCUCCGUCCCUCCGGCUCUCCGUGCCCAGCCAUGAAACAGACGUUACUGGACCUCAUGAGGAUGAGUAGGAUCUGCCGGAUGGUGCUGGCCACUUGUUUAGGAUCUUUUAUUCUGGUCAUCUUCUAUUUCCAAAGUAUGUUCCAACCAGUUAUGAGGCGGAACCCGUUCGCGACGGAGGGCUGCUGUCGGAAAGGCUCCAGAAACGCCCUACAGGAGCUGUACAACCCCACACAGGCUGAGUUCUCAGCGGCGGCGGUGUUGCAUCAGUCCCGGCGGGAUCAGGUGGCGGACACGUGUCGUGCCCACAGUGCUUCCAGCCGCAAGCGCCGCGUCCUGACCCCCAGCGACCUCAAGCACCUAGUGGUGGACGAGGAGCACGAGCUCAUCUACUGCUACGUGCCCAAGGUGGCCUGCACCAACUGGAAGCGGGUCAUGAUGGUGCUGAGCAGUCGGGGCAAGUACAGCGACCCAAUGGAGAUUCCUUCCAACGAGGCCCACAUCCCCUCCAACCUCAAGACCCUCAACCAGUAUAGCAUCCCUGACAUCAACCACCGGCUCAAGAACUACCUCAAGUUCCUCUUCGUGCGCGAGCCCUUCGAGCGGUUGGUGUCGGCCUACCGCAACAAGUUCACGCUCCGCUACAACACCUCGUUCCACAAACGCUACGGGACAAAGAUCGUGCGCCGGUACCGCAAGAACGCCACGGCCGAGGCGCUGCAGAGCGGUGCCGACGUCAAGUUCCAGGAGUUCGCAGAGUACCUGGUGGACCCGAGCACUCAUAGAGAAGCUCCGCUCAACGAACACUGGCAGACAGUCUACUCGCUCUGCCACCCCUGCCACAUCCACUACGACCUGGUGGGCAAGUACGAGACUCUGGAGGAGGACGCCAACUACGUGCUCAAGCUGGCAGGGGUGGGCGAAUCAUUGCGCUUCCCGUCGUACGCCAAAUCCACCCGUACCACCGACCAAAUGGCGGCCAUGUUUUUCAACAACAUCAGCUCCCAGCAGCAAAGCCAACUCUACCAACUCUACAAACUGGACUUUCUUAUGUUUAACUACUCCAUUCCCAGCUACCUAAAACUGCAGUAAACACAGCUGUGCACACGUUCCGAGCUCGUUCAACGAGAUUGAUCAAUGGAAGAACGGCCAUGGCUGAAAGACACAGGCGGGGGAAUCAACCAAGCACCUAAAUGUAAAAUUGUAUUUAAAUCCGCUGGGAUGGUUGCAUUAUUUCGAAACGACCAAGGAGCUGUCGGUCUACUGCAAAUGCGUAAAGUGGACCACUCGAAAGUGGUCUUUUGAAACUGAAGUCCUGAUGUAUUUGCCUAUUGAAUUGUACAUUAUCAGUGUAAAGGCUCCUGUUCCCAAACAUCAAAAGCAAUAUGACAUAUUCUGAGCUGUACCAGCUCAACUGGUUUAUCUAUUAAUAUACUCUGCCAGCCAUCGCCCUUAUCGAAGCUUCACAGAAAGGAGCGGCUAGACUAAUAAUAAGACUUGCGAUACAAUCAGACUUCAGUUCCCCACUUCUAAUUUUGUGUUCCCUUUGGAAGUUCCCUCUCUUUUCUCCCAUACUCAGACGGCCUUUGUGUGUGUGUGUGUGUAUUUAUACGGUGCAUAUUUGAAGAUGCACGCUAAAAUAAGAAUGACAAAAAAAGAGGCAUUGAAUGAUGCCUUUUUGAAGGGGCAUGUCCAUUUGUGAGUGACCGGGAGGGGCUCCGCCCACUGGGUCAGUCAGGGAGCAUCUGUAGCAGUCGGGAGGUCAGAGGUCACUGCGAGUUGGCCUCAAGCACACUGUUCCCACAACCCCUCCUCCCUUGGUUGGUCUUCGGUAAAUGUAAGGAUUUUGGGUGUUUUGUUUUAUUUUGUAUUUGUUUAUAAUGGAAAAGGUUGCUGCGAGCAGCACGCUAUAAUAUUAUUUGAAUUACUGUGUGAAAUAGAGAUGAGAAAGAAUUUUGUUUCCAGGAAAGGAAAUCAGCUUAGCGCUAGAGGUUUAAUUGUUAUAAUUUGUUCAUAUUUCUUCUUGCCUCAUAUGCAGAACACAGUUGCUGGGAUACCUCGCUGGUUGUUUUGUGACGGGUGUACGGAAACGGGCAGGACUUUGUUUUCUGGGCUGUUCUCAUGGGAAAGUUUCACACAGUUGUGUGCGUUUGAGAGAGAGAGAGAAUGCAGGGAAAUCUGUUCCAUCCAUUAGAUGAUUUAAACGUCUUUCUCAAUUUGAGAAGGUUAAAGGAACACCCUUUAAUUUAGCAAGCUGUCUUUUAUGACCAUGAUGACCAUGAUUUGCUUUGACGCUGCACAAAAAUGAUAAAAACUGCUUAUUUAUGUGCGCGAUGGCCACAAGUGGGUGUGUCCAAGUGCAUUAUCUCAAUGUCUUUGUACCAAAUCUUGACUCUGGCUGGCGAAGGUAACGGAUAAAAGGCUUCUUUCAGCUUUCUCUCUCCCCACAUCUCUCUACUUUUUAGGAAAAGUCCUGGGUUUAUUUGGCCUGAAAAAAAUCGGACAAACCCAAGCUACGUUAUCAACUUCUCUUUUCCCCUCUCAAGUCACUCUAUUUCUGCUGCUGUUCCUUUCUCACGCUAAAUCUUAUCCUAAGCUUCCUCAUCAUGCAGAAAACAGUAAAAACCGUUCAUGGAUUUGUCAAAGUCAUAAUUACAAAACUCAUUUCUUGUCAUCUAGUAAUUAUGGUAACUGAUUGGCUGGUUAGGACAAAAACUCAGAUUGACAUGCAAGAGAUUCGAGUAGAUAAAUUUAGCGUAUUAUCCUUCACAAAAGACACAAAAACCCUUUGUGUAGUCGUUCUUAGAAUGCCUGUUCAAAUCUCAUCUAACCUCUUCGCCAGAGCAGGAAAUUAAUCCUCAAGUCUGAACUUCUUUUUUUGAAUCAUCAGCUCAGAAAACAAAGUGUGCCUGAAUGGUUUCGCAGUUUUUCAAACCUGUUUAUUUCAUUUGUUCUGUAACAACAAACACGGUACAGCCUCAUUAGCGCCCACCCGACAGCCACACUAAUACAUGCAUUAGCGCCCACAUUAGCAGGCACAGUGCCUUUCAAACUGUCACUCUAUCACAUGUAGUACAGCACACUCUCAUUGCAUGCAACUUGCAUUUUUAGAAAUAAAAAAACAAACAUGAUUUGCUUGAUUUAUGACUAUGCAUCCAGCUGAGGACAUUCCCAGACUGAGGUUUUAUCAUAUUUACACACUUAGGUACAGAACAGCUUGGCUCACCAUCCACACAUGCUCACGUGGCUUACCUGUUUCUCUAUGUGCCUGUUUGAUAAUCAAUGUUUGGUUCAAUGUUUCCAUAUUUGUUUUCAGUGAGCAUCCGCUCACUUUCUUCUCAAACAUUUUCUUAAACCAUCCACAGUCUAAUUUAUUUAUUUAUUCCUCCUCGGUAUUCAGGAUGGACUCUGGCGGGUCACGGGUUGGACCCUCGCACUGUAAAUGGGAAAAAUACAAACCAAGUGAACUGUCAGAUCAAUGCGCUCCCUGGAGAAUGCGCUCACACUGUCUCUCUAUCUCUUUUUCUCUCCUGUUUUCUCAAUAAAGCUGAAACUGAACCCCUUA
This is a messenger RNA of Rhinichthys klamathensis goyatoka, 3673 nucleotides long. It is a transcript of the gene chst11, whose product is annotated as carbohydrate (chondroitin 4) sulfotransferase 11. Gene Ontology annotation, biological process: carbohydrate biosynthetic process; proteoglycan biosynthetic process. Gene Ontology annotation, molecular function: sulfotransferase activity. Gene Ontology annotation, cellular component: membrane. Lineage: Eukaryota; Metazoa; Chordata; Actinopteri; Cypriniformes; Leuciscidae. The transcript is spliced from 3 exons. The coding region runs from base 142 to 1200 and encodes 352 amino acids. The record is from RefSeq and is a predicted model, not a curated record.